Messenger RNA from Trichoderma harzianum CBS 226.95, 1410 nucleotides. RefSeq lists its product as hypothetical. Lineage: Eukaryota; Fungi; Ascomycota; Sordariomycetes; Hypocreales; Hypocreaceae. The coding region runs from base 1 to 1410 and encodes 469 amino acids. Gene Ontology annotation, biological process: regulation of DNA-templated transcription. The record is from RefSeq and is a predicted model, not a curated record. The transcript is spliced from 4 exons. Gene Ontology annotation, molecular function: DNA-binding transcription factor activity, RNA polymerase II-specific; zinc ion binding.
AUGGGUGUUACCUUGAGUAACAGAUGUCAGUCUUGCGCAAGGCGUAAAAUUAAGUGUGACGAAAACUGGCCUGUGUGUGGUUAUUGCAAGCGCAAAGGUUUUGAAUGCUCCGGUCAACCAACCAAUCGCUUUGUUUAUAUUAGAGCGCCGAACUCAGUAAAGCCAUUCAUCUCCGAGGAAAGUUGUGUCAUGCCAGACCCAGUCCAUCAACCAAAGUCUGCCAUCUGUCCAUCACUUAGGAACGAGGCAGAUGUCUCUAUAGCCCAGUUGAUUGCCGUUAUUGAUGCUAGCAAAGAUAUGAAUCUUGAUGCUUUAUUGUCCAAGAGGUCAUUCACCCUUCUACCGCGAUAUAUGAUUGGCAAUCAGGUGUUAUGCAAUGCGGUGAGGUUUAUGGUGUCGUGUUAUACAAAUCAUCAACGUGGCAUAUUUCCACAGGAGUUGUUCGAUCGAAGAGCAUAUAGUCAAGCAUUAGGGUCGCUUGCUCAAGCAUUACAAAGUCCCAGCAAUGGAAUUACUACGCCGGUCCUAGCAGCUAUAUCCAUAAUUCACAGAGUUGUGACUACAUACGAACCAGAAGCAGAAACAAGCCAUAACAAACACCUAGAAGGAAUAAACGCAAUCAUGGCUGCCCGAGGGCCGCCAGAUCUAGACGAUGACCUGGAUGUUUCUUUGAUGUUCGAUAACUUUCGCUUACUGAACAUGCACUCUCUACUCUAUGGUCGGCCAAAUGUGUAUCACAUGUCCGACUGGCAAACCGUUAUGAGUAAAGCAUUGGACUGUCACAUGAUUGAAAGCAAAAGUGCAACAGAGAUCUUUCGUCUGUCAGCCAGGCUCUGUCGCUGGUGUAGAUUAGUCUCCAAGCUGAGGACAGCCCAGCAGACUAAAAACUCACGAAAAGCGCUUGCGCUUGCAGAGGAUAUUAGCAAUGAAACAACAUUGGAGAUGAACAGUGUACGAAUACUUGAUCAUCUGCAAGUUACAGAGAUGCGGGAUCGCGGGGUACCAGUUGAACAGGUUGAUCCGUUAUCCCCGUUUCUCACGUAUUACCAAUUCCCAAACCCAGAAGACGCACUAAGUUUUGUGUUGUACGCUACGGUACGAAUCGGUAUUUGCCGCAUUGCUAACCAGGCUAUGUCAAUUACUGCCAUUUGGGACCCCGUGGCUGAAUUGGAAAUAACCGGGUUAAGUCAUCGAAUAGCAAAAUGCAUCAGAUAUUUCCGUGAAUUCAAGCCCCUCGAAGGUGCUGGAAUAGUGGUACCACUGGUGUUGGCGUUCGAAGCCUGUAACGGACAAGAAAGAGAAUUUAUUAUAAAUGCGUUAUAUGAGUUUGAGGAUCAUAAAGAGCAGUUGCAAGAUCGAUGGAAUGCAGAAAGGAUAAUUAAUUGGGCAAAGACGAUAACUGGGAGAUAG